Molecule: messenger RNA, 595 nt
Organism: Callithrix jacchus (white-tufted-ear marmoset)
Lineage: Eukaryota; Metazoa; Chordata; Mammalia; Primates; Cebidae
Gene: UXT
Product: ubiquitously expressed prefoldin like chaperone
Biological process (GO): negative regulation of transcription by RNA polymerase II; positive regulation of transcription by RNA polymerase II
Cellular component (GO): mediator complex
Molecular function (GO): transcription corepressor activity
Source: RefSeq, a predicted model, not a curated record
UUAACAUGGAGAAAUUACGGAAGUGAGGGGUUUGGGAUGUUCGGUGCCCCUCCGCGACGUGUUCAGGAGCCCAUCAUGGCGUCGCCCCCUAAGCGGCGGGCUGUGGAGGCCACGGGGGAGAAAGUGCUGCGCUACGAGUCCUUCAUCAGUGAUGUGCUGCAGCGGGACUUGCGAAAGGUGCUGGACCAUCGAGACAAGGUAUAUGAGCAGCUGGCCAAAUACCUUCAACUGAGAAAUGUCAUUGAGCGACUCCAGGAAGCUAAGCACUCGGAGUUAUAUAUGCAGGUGGAUUUGGGCUGUAACUUCUUCGUUGACACAGUGGUCCCAGAUACUUCACGCAUCUAUGUGGCCCUGGGAUAUGGUUUUUUCCUGGAGUUGACACUGGCAGAAGCUCUCAGGUUCAUUGAUCGUAAGAGCUCUCUCCUCACAGAGCUCAGCAACAGCCUCACCAAGGACUCCAUGAAUAUCAAAGCCCAUAUCCACAUGUUGCUAGAGGGGCUUAGAGAACUACAAGGCCUGCAGAAUUUCCCAGAGAAGCCUCACCAUUGACUUCUUCCCCCUAUCGUCAGACAUUAAAGAGCCUGAAUGCCUUUGA